GUGUUUUCUUUGAUUCGUUGGAUGUUUUCAGUUUAUCUUAUGCAGCUAUCACUUUUUUCUUAUCAAAACUCUUGGGCGGUUGUCAGAAGCGCCCUUGUGAUGAAGAUGAAGGCUUUGAUCAUGGAUGGACAGAACAGUGAGUGUGUUUGACAUCUGAGAGGCGUGUCAGGAUACAUUGUAGUGACCUGAUGAGUGUUGCACUAUGACUGAGAAGCAUUCAAAACAAGGAUCAGUGGCACAUGGACUGUUCAGACCUUCUUGACAUCUGCUGUGACUUUCUGGUUCUGCUUUUUUAUGGAGUUUAUGCUGAUGUGUUGACUGACGAAGAGUUGAGGUGAGCACCAGCAGGAAAUAAAGUGGGGAUGGACCCGGAUGUGGGUUAGAUAUGCCAGGAAGUGGAACUAUGCUUCUGUGACGCCUGCACAGAAAGUCAUUGCAAUGCACAUCCGCUGUGCACAUCUCAGAGAGGAGUAGGAAAAAAACCGGUGCUGCGUUAUGGCCAUUAACUGAAGUUAAUUAUAAGUUAUUAAAAGCCUACAGAUGGACACAUGACUUAUGGUCAUCACAUAGAAGCAGUUGCCUGAGAAGCCAUGGAGAGCGACCUCAUUCUUUCUGCACAGCCUGCCUAUCCAGAAGUGGUUGACUUUCCAGCAGAUGAGCCAUAUUUGGAAGCCAAGCUGUACAUAGAGAAGGUGGAGCAGGAGAAUAACCAGUGCCAAGAAGAAAACCACAGAGACAGAACUCAUGAACCAUUGGCGACAGACGGUCCUGAACCCUUUGAACAUGGGGUUUCCAUUACAGUGUACCCUGUUAGGGUUCCCAGCAUGCAUUUCAACUGUGCUACAGUACAGUGGGAUAUGCCACAAACUCCUGCAGAUGCUCCAUCCCAAGACGCAGUAUCAAGUGAAGUUGACUCGAGUUAUGGAUUGAGUAUGGACUGGGUGGUUGAUCCUCCAUCCAUAGAAAUGCCUUUGUUAAACCAGGAGGAAAUUAUUGAUCUGGCACCGGAUGAAGAGCCUGGACAAACAGAUGAUGACGUGCAGCAAGGGCCAGCUAUAAGUAUAGAAGUCGACUCUUGCCAGUUGGAUGAUGCACACACAGACGUGAAUGUUUGUGAGACGCCAUCAAACGAAGAUGACCAGACACCAUUUACAGAGACCUCACAGAUGUCAGAAGCGAAUGAUGAUCGUGGAUUAGAGGAUGAUGAGAAAAACAGUGAUGACAUAGGAAGCCCUCUCUGCAUAGAGAACCCUGAGAUCCAGCCAGUUCCCGAGGGUGUAGAAGAGCUUGAGGAGGAUUCCGUAAAACCAGGGAACAUUGUGCUUUUGACUGAACCAGAGCAAGGACUUGGAGAUGUGGGAGAAGCAAAAGAGGGUAUCAAUAUAAUCACAACGACACCUUGUGAGGAGGACUGCAGUACAAUGCCACAGUCAGAAACAAAUGACCCAGUCCUAGAACUGGAUUCAAAACAAAGUGAGGAACCUGGUCUAAUCCAAGAGUCAGAUCCACCACAACCAGAAGUACCAUCUGAUUUGGUCUGCGAUUCUGUAGAGGCAGUAGAGACUGAAGACUCUGAAAAUGUGGAGUUGACUAUAAUUGCUAAUGAUGCAACACUGGAGUUAGAAAAUGCAGAAACAUUUGUGGAGAUGCAAGAAUCUGGACUGGAAGUCAAGCAAGAGGAACCAACUUGUGAAGAGCAGAUCAAAAGUACAGUGGAAGUGGAACUUCAUGGACACAAAGAACAAUUAAUACAACAGUCAGAAUGUUCAGACAAGUUGGUAAACUCGGAAGAUUCAAAACAAGAACUUUCACUUGACGAAGAACCUUCAGAAGGGUCAAAGCAAUCAGAUUCUAAUGAAACCGAACCUUCAGACCAGGCAAGUCAGACAGAAUAUACAGUUGAUGUAGAAGCAAGUCAAACAGAAAGUCCCAGUGAAACAGAACUCUUGGACCAGUCAGAAAGGUCUGCUGAAACAGAAACAUCACAACUCUCAGAAUCGAAGGACGGUAAAGAAACCAAUCAACUAGACAAGUUCCAGCAAACCGAGCAGGAAAACCACACCAACUCUGAGCAACAACAUGACCAAGACAGUAUAAGGCAAGCUGAAGCCAUAUCAUCUGAGCAUGUGCAUGUUGCAGAGAAACAAGAAGAGGAAUCUGUAGAACCUACGGUUCCCUGUAAGAAUGGAAAUGUAGAAGUCGUGGACAGAGAGGAAGCUUGUAAACUUGCAGAGAGACUUUACAGGCUUGACAAUGUUCAGCGUACAGAUGUGGUCCGACAUCUGGACAAAGACAAUGAGUUCAGUCGUGCUGUUGGGGAGGAGUACCUUAAGUUCUUUGACUUCACUGACCAAAGCUUGGACGAAGCUCUUCGGUGUUUUCUGAAGGAAGUGGUUCUGAUCGGUGAGACUCAGGAGCGAGAGCGAGUGCUCGAUCAUUUCUCCAGACGUUACCAGCAGUGCAACCCUGAGACAUUCUCCUCAGCUGGAGCCGUGCUCACACUCACAUGUGCUGUCAUGUUGCUCAACACAGACCUGCAUGGACAGAAUGUUGGGAAGGCCAUGUCCCUGGCUGUCUUUGUGUCGAACCUGGAUGGGAUGAAUGAAGGAGAAAAUUUCAGUAAAGACCUGCUGAAGACUCUUUAUAACUCAAUCAAGAAUCACCAGCUUGAGUGGGCAGUAGAAGAGAAGGAAUUGCUGACCUCUAUAACCUUGGAGCAGGACGUGGAUCUGGAUGCAUCUCUUCGCUCGAAAAGUAACCCCUUCCAGGAUCUUGCUCAUGACAAAAAGGCCACCGUGUUCCAGAAAGGUUUCCUGAAGCGAAAAGCGCAUGCAGACAUAGAUGGCAAGCGGACUCCAUGGGGAAAGAGGAGUUGGAAGACCUUUUAUGCAGUGCUUAAGGGAAUGGUGCUCUAUUUACAGAAGGAUGAAUACCGGAAGGACUGGCAAAGUUCUGAGGAGGUGCUCAGUGUCCAUCAUGCUCUGGCAGAAAGAGCAGAGGACUACACCAAACGGCCUCACGUAUUCCGCCUGCAGACCGCAGAUUGGAGGGUCUUCCUGUUUGAAGCGCAAUCUACAGAGCAAAUGAACUCGUGGAUCGGCCGAAUCAACCUGGUAUCUGCUCUGUACUCGUCUCCUCCAUUUCCUGCUGCUGUUGGCUCUCAGAGGAAGUUCUGCAGACCCAUCCUACCUGCAACGCAGUCUGCACUCACUCUGGAGAAGCAGCUGCAAUCACAUGCCGCCAUGCUGCAGUCGUUUCAGGAGGACCUGAGCGCAUUACAGCAGGGGGCACAAGAGAGCCGCAGGGCAAAAGCCAGAGGAGUGGAGGAGCUCAGACAGAAGGAGGAGUACCUGCAGCAUGAGCAAUCCCGUUACGAGGCUUAUGUUCACAUUCUGGAUGUCUGGCAGACGCUCGGGAAGUCCUCUGAAACGGUCGAUGGGACAGAUCUCACCCUCUUCGACCAGGAGCUAUGGAAAGGAGCAGACACCGAAGAACAGGAGGACAGUGACUUGGAUGGAGGGAUCAAAAGAUCUCAUUCCAGUCCAUCUCUCGAACUGGAAGUGGCUACUCCGCCUGUGGUGAAAGUGAGGCGUAACGUCUCGGAGAGACGGACCUAUCGCAAGAUAAUCAUUCCCCGACGUAACAGGGAAGUAUAAGAUAAAAAUGCAGACUGUUACAAACUGAUUCUAAAAUGGACUGGUGGUGGGUUUUUUUUGUUUUUCUUCUUUUACAUACAUUCUUCACCAGUUCUUCAGGACCUGAAUUGCUGUAUUUAAAGAGAUUUGCAUUGCAGAAUGUCUGAUAUGCAAAUAUAGUUAAAUGACCAACGUUUUCAAGCUGAGACAACAGCAUGCUCACAUCUGAACCAUUUUCAUGAGGACAAAACAUCAGCUAGUAGACCAACACUUCAUUUGUCCACGUUUGUAUGAAAAAUAUAGUGACGUUUUCUUCUGAGUAAGCAUAAUGUCAUUGUAUAACAUCUCAGCAAUUUACUCAGCAGCUCUGAAUCUGCUACACUUAGCAAAAAGGGUUCUACAUUUUAAGUUGUGUGCCAAGAACUGUUUUUAUUUUAGCAGUUAUCAAAAAAAGUACAUUUGAGGGUUUUUUUUUUUUUUUAAAGAACUGGGCCAAAACAAUGUUCAUAAUACGACGAAGUAUAUCAGUAUGACUUGUAUUAUGCAUUUGUAAUUACUGCUUUCAGUAAACAAUGAUUUAUUGGUUUUACUAGAUUGGUAUAAAAUGUACUCCAGUUUCAAAACGUACAAAAUAAAAACAGUUCUUGGUGGUGGACUUGGAUUUUUGGACUUUAUCUAAUGUUUACCAAGUCCUGUUUACAACCUGUGAGUCAAAUGAAAACCUUGAUUUACUGGUACAACGAAAGCUUCUUCUUCUUUUUUUUUUU
Neoarius graeffei (lesser salmon catfish) is the source of this 4402-nucleotide messenger RNA. Its product is annotated as PH and SEC7 domain-containing protein 4. The record is from RefSeq and is a predicted model, not a curated record. Gene Ontology annotation, biological process: regulation of ARF protein signal transduction. Bases 591 to 3656 code for a protein of 1021 amino acids. Gene Ontology annotation, molecular function: guanyl-nucleotide exchange factor activity; protein binding; phospholipid binding. Lineage: Eukaryota; Metazoa; Chordata; Actinopteri; Siluriformes; Ariidae. The transcript is spliced from 16 exons.